Molecule: messenger RNA, 529 nt
Organism: Rhipicephalus microplus (southern cattle tick)
Lineage: Eukaryota; Metazoa; Arthropoda; Arachnida; Ixodida; Ixodidae
Gene: MED10
Product: mediator complex subunit 10
Biological process (GO): regulation of transcription by RNA polymerase II
Cellular component (GO): mediator complex
Molecular function (GO): transcription coregulator activity
Source: RefSeq, a predicted model, not a curated record
AUCCGGCGCUGUGAACGAAGGCGCAGACGUAACGUUGGGCGUUGGCGUCGCGAUGUCCGCCCCACUCGAAGCGCUAGAAACAAAUCUAGAAAUGUUUAUAGAGAAUGUUCGGCAGUUAGGGAUAAUUGUUAGCGACUUUCAGCCUCAGGGUCAGACCACGCUAAACCAGAAAAUAAAUCACAUCGUCACUUUGAUGCAAGAGGUGGACAGAUGCAAGUCACAAGUCCAGAACAUACAAGUGCCACUGGAAGUGUUCGACUACAUUGACCAAGGAAGGAAUCCGCAGCUGUUUACGAAGGACUGCAUGGAAAAGGCGCUGACGAAGAAUGAGCAAGUCAAAGGCAAGAUCGAAUCCUACCGCAGGUUCAAGGCACUGCUGCUUCUGGAGCUAAGCAAGGCAUUCCCGACCGAAAUGGCCAAAUACAGGGCUAUCAGAGGCGACGAGCGACCAACAACAUAAAAGCCUUUUGCAAGAAUCUCUGUGAACUGUAAAUGCAUAUGAAUUAAACCACUUGAGUCUUGAAAAGCU